Molecule: messenger RNA, 8999 nt
Organism: Columba livia (rock pigeon)
Lineage: Eukaryota; Metazoa; Chordata; Aves; Columbiformes; Columbidae
Gene: ALMS1
Product: ALMS1 centrosome and basal body associated protein
Exons: 19
Coding region: 110-8599 (2829 amino acids)
Molecular function (GO): microtubule binding
Source: RefSeq, a predicted model, not a curated record
GGGAUGACGGGCGGCGGCGCAUGCGCGGCGGGGCGGGUCCGGACGGCCGCUGUGAGGGGACGGGGUGUCCAGCCUGCCCGUGUGUUUGUCUGCAUGUCCGUCUGUCGCCAUGAAGCCGGGAGAGGAGGAGGAAGAGGAGGAGGAGGAGGAAGAGCAGGUUCCUCCUAUUGCAACAACUCCACCGCCCCGUGGCUGGAAGGAGGAUUCCCUGAGCCGCAGCAGCAGCGACACGCAGUCGUCGGUGACCAGCGGGAUCUCCCUGGGAGAAGCAAUACGUCAGAAAACUGCCCUCAAUUCGGGAAUCGAGCCAUGGUAUCAGCUUCCAGCAGAAGUGGACGCCAGCUGUUCAGCUGCUGCCUCGGAGACCGGGCUUGGCCUGACUUGUGACAGAAGCGACCUGACGGAGUUCCCCACGCUGGAGGAAGGAGCGUUGCCUUCAGCAGAAGCAUCGAGAAGGUGGUUUCCUGGAGAUCCAGCACAUAGUUUACUGCUGAAUAUCCAGGACAGUCAAUUCUCUCCCUGUUUCCCACUCUUGAUGUAUCCAACGCAAGGCCCAAGAUUUUCAGAUGAGACGCUUCUCCAGCGAUCGGAGAUGGAUUUUGUUCCCUUAAGAGGAUUCCCGGAUGUCUCCGGGGUGUCUGAGGAGCAUCACGAGCCUUCGCGUGUCCAUGAAGCUGCGUCGCCGCCGGACGCGGAAACUCCUGCGGAUGCUCCCGGUGACGACUUCGCUUUGUCCCUUCCCCUCACCUUCAGACACCUGGAACCUCGCGAUGCCGCUUGUAGCGGCUCUUUGUCUCAAAUCUCUUUCUCUGGGCAACUGGAGGCAAACGGAGGCGGGAAAAAUGGUGCUAAUGAGAAGGUGUUGGUUCCCCAAAUGAGUGACAAUUUAGCAAAGUCUGCUUCGAACGUGAUGCUCACCAAGGCAAAUAGACUGAACCAAACAGAAGCUUCUCUUGCAAAACAGCCCUGUACUACGGCUGGAAAAGAGGAAUAUUUCUCCCCUGACAGCAACGCACCUGGGUUUGAGCUUUUGGAGAAAGAAGAAGGGUUCCUGAGGUGCGAUGAGUUCUCAUCUGCAGAAAACUCUUGUAUAACAGCACUGGCUGAGAAUUCAGGAAAAAGUGACAGAGAGACGCAAAAGGAGAAGGGGAAAAUAGCUGAGGGUGAGUCAGAAGGGCACACAAAGCAGCUAGAGAAGCUGGAAAAAGAAAAGGCUCCUGAGCUUGAUAAUUCUAAUGGUUUAUCGGAUGAUUUGAGGAAAGACAAUUGUAAAAAUUCAUAUGCUCAGGGUGUUUUUUCUGCAAAGGUUUCUGAAAUAGCCAAAGUGUCGCAGGAACAUGGUGUGGAUUUCCACGGCUCUGAAAGCCUGAAGCUCACGGCUGUUGCUGAGGAGCUCCAGGGAGCUUUCCUAGAUCCCCAGGGCAAAGAACUGUCUCCUGCGGUGAGAUUUGAGAUGGAGGAGGUUGUUCCUACUGUGACCAGCAUCAGCGAUUGUGCACCUAAAAAACUGGCUGUGACCGAUGUGGAAAUCCCUUCCCCAAGUGGUGGGGAUGCCCCAGUGGAGGUAGAACCUGCAGUAAGCGAAUUAACUAUUUCGGAUUUUUCCAUAGAAAGGGGACAUAAAGUUACAGGCAUUUCCCCUUCCUUUAAUCUUGUUGGUGAUGGUUCGUUCUCUGUACACUUUGCUCACCCAAGCUAUCAGUCGACUCCAGGGAUACUUCUAAAGAAGAACAUUAAAGCGGAAGAACUUGGUGUCCUUCUGAUGAAAUCAGCUAUUCAGGCCUCUCCUUCAUGCUUAAAUGAAGAAACUUCAGGGAACACAUCUCCACCUGUAACUGUUGAGAAGCAACAUUUGCUCCAAUGCGCUACGAAAGAAAACAAGGAACAUUUUGAGUCCUUAAAAUUGAAAUAUCCCCACUCUGGAAGAAUUCAGUCUCUCCCCUCGCUCAGUUUCAUGGACAAGGUGGGGACUUGGAACGUGAGCCAACCAGAGGAAACAUCUGAGGCGUUGACUUCACGUGACCCAGGUGGAGUUUCUCCUGGAAAGAAAGCCUACAGUGACAUUGCCAGCUCUUCAAACCGUAUUUUGUCAACCCAAAAUAGCUGUAGAGACCCCAGAGAUGGCCUUGCUGCAUCCUCUAGAGAGGCAGCUUCCCUGGGAAGUUUGUAUUUUCAUAAUAAAGACUUGCUGCUUGUCCGCCCUCUUACUAGAUCUCAGUCUGACAACAUGGUAAAUGUUUCCAGCGGGAACACGUCCUUGGUUGAAUUUGUUGCACCAGCAAAUUCAACAGAGGCAGUGCAGCCUCUGGAAGAAAAAAGUAAUGCUUUAGGGGUGUCUGAACAUACCUUCAUGACACGAAAGUUUAUGGCUGAGAUUGUUUCUGGAUCUAGCGGUGAAGAUGCAGAAAGUGAUAGUACAGGGCAAAGUUCAGACCCAAAAGUCGUUGUCUCCAGGGAAGUUGCUCAGCUGCUUAGAGAGGAUGGAAACUCUCCAACUUUUCACCAGGAGACUUGUGCUGCUCUUGAAAAUCGGUCUCCCAAUCUGGAUAUUCCUGCUGGCCACGUCAGUGUGGACAAUUUUGGUGAUAUUUCCCCAGAUAGUUUGAAUCUUCCGCUUAGUUCAGGGGAUGGUGGCCAAGGGAACUUGGGCUCCACAAGGUGCUCGUUGGUGGUUUCCAGACACUUCAUCACCAGCGCGAAAGACGAGAACUUCAUCCCCAUUGGAGCAACUGCUUUGGAAACUCCGGAGAAAGAGGAGCUUAAUAUUGAAGAAAGGAUCCCAAUAUACCUUCGCAACCUUGGCAUUGAUCAGUCACCUGGGACGAUACUGACGCCGUUUGUGCCCCGAGGACCCAUCAGAGAAGUUGAAUUUUCUCCUUCAGAGCUUAGAACGCUGAAGGAAUCCACCGACACGCUGACAAGGACCGUUCGGCAGCCACCAGGUGAAUUGCCAUCAGCAGUUGAAAUUACGCAAACAAGUUUUAACUCCAGCACUUCCACUCUCAGUACGUCUAUACCAAUGAAUUCAGAAGUCGGCUCUGAUAUUCUGUCACCCCGCGAACUCUCUCCCUGCUUCCCAAGAUCUUUUGGAGACAAACCGGUGAGUCAAGGCGUUAUGUCGCUCCACGAACUGGAAAUCCCUGCUCUGCUUUCCAUACAACCAGAGACAGAGUGUUCAGCUGCCUCCGAACUGCAAGAACCAGCCCAGCAUCCGCGGAGUGUUUCACCUGCCUGCCAUUCGGCCGGGGACAGCCCCAUGCUUCUUGCAAAAAGCCUUCAGGAUCCGCUAGCUAAAAAUGAGUCCAAAGAUGUGGAUAUCGGCCUACAGAGAUGGGCUGCCGGCUCUUUGGCUGGAGUUAAAAAUGAACUGGAAGUUGACAGAGGAUCACGGACUUCAAGUGUAGGUAGUAAGAGAAAUAAGGGUCAAGAAAGUGAUUCUUUGCUUGGGUCUGGUGCGUUGCAAGAAAUACGGAAGCUUUUUGCAGAGGCGGAGGAAAUAGCUGGCAGGUGGCGUGAUCCCGGCUUUUCCACUGUCUCUUGUAGAGAAACUGGGGAGUCUUCCCCAGUGCUGGUUAAAAAGGAGAACGGUCCCGAAGAUUCCAGGUUAGGGAAGGACAACGUCCCUCAGGGUCAGAAGAUACUGUCACGGGAUGAGAUUGUGACCCGAAGAAGUUUGCAAGAAGAGAGGACAGCAGUGAAACCUCUGAUUUAUAACACAGGGAAUUCAAGGUGGGAAAAUUCCUUUGACGUCAGUUUGCGCAAUAGUGAAGAGAUGAUGAAAGAAAUGACCAAAGAGUUUAGGACAGGAAAAUCUGUAGGAAGAUCUGAGCCAGAAGGCUGCAGUAGUGCAACUUCAGACAGAAAUCAGCCUGGUUUUGUGGGCCUCACACAAAGCAGCGGAAGUAGUGAAGUCAGCGCUGGGAGAACUUCAGAACUGGGGAAUCCUUCCUCCUCAGAACCUGCGAGCAGUGUCACCGAUGUCACAGGACGCAUCCAGAGCGUGUUGUCUAAAACCAGCGCAGCUGGAAGCAAAGCAGGAGGUAUUGGAGGGAGCGAUGACAGCAGCAGUGGAGAUUCUCUAGCUGCCCACGUCAAAAAGCUUCUAGAGAAUCCUCCUUCCUCAGAGCCUCUGGGCAGUGUCACCAAUGUCACGGGAGGCUUCCAGAGCACGUUAUCUAAAGCCAGUGUGGCUGGAAGCAAAGCAGGAGACACGAGACAGAGCGAUGACAGCAGCAGUGGUGAUUCUCUAGCUGCUCGGGUCAAAAACCUGAGGAAUGGCUUGUCUGCGGUACACGCAACACAACUGCAGAAGAGUGUGGAUGAAGAGGAGAGGAAAGCGCGAGCGUGGAUGAAGCUCAGCCUGACCAGCCGGUCCCAGGAAUCUCUGUCGGGCUUCGAUGAAGAGGAUCAGCGAAGAACAGAGGAAAUAAAGGCAGAGCUGCUUCUGAGUGCCAGGAAAUCCGCCCCAGCCAAGGAUCCAUGGGUGUGUGGUUUGGAAGCUGCUUCUGAGUGUAACCGUGAUCAGGAACAGAACACAGAGCAUUUCAAAGCUCCAAGGGACAAAAGGUUUCAAACUGACAGACAAACACAAGCAGUCAAGACUAAGGAACUUUUAGAGUCCAGCUUAAGACACGUCCUGCCGUUCUAUAGAGCUGAUCCUCCUGCUUGUUGCCUGCUGAAGGACACGCAGCUUACGUCUCUGAGUACCAUUCAAACACCUCAUUGCAACCAGCAACAGACAGUUGAAACUGGUCAUUCUGAUGCUGUUGAACUUCAUCCACCAGUGCAGGAGGAAUGGGACACACGUGCAAUCAGGUCUGUAGCUGCUUCCGAUCCACAAACAGACACUGAUUUACCAGCUCAGAAGCAGCUGUGGAUGGAGAAGUGUUCUGAAGAUCCGGCUCAGCAAAUUACAUCCAUCACCUUUUCGUCCCGAAAACGUUUGCAGUCACCGUUGGCUUCCCUGGCACGCAGCAGCCGUCUGACCAGAGAUGGUCUGGAUGGGAUGAUGCCUUUGGAGGUUGACUCCACCAGUUCUGAGGAACAGAGCCAUGGCAGCCACCACUGGGGAAGAUAUUGGACCCGUCCUUUGAGUCCAGCACUUGCUUGCUCAGUGUCUGCUGAAACUGCUUUUACUGCUGAGAAAGACGGGUUUCAUCGUCUCUCCGCUGACAGGAACAGAGUUGGAGCUUAUCGAGAAACAGGCUGUUUGUCAGAGCAGGAUUCUGGAAGCAUCCGUGCUGCUAAAAGACAGACCCUUAGUGCAAAAAAUGGUGACGUUCCGCCGCAAGAUGUGAGUGAAUUUGGCAGGCACAGUGCCAGGCUUGGGGGGCUUGACUGCGAUACAGGAUUCAGCCAAGAAACAAACAGAUUUAAUGAACCCCAUUCUAGAAGCUCUUACCAGCAGGACAAAAGCUGCUCACCUGGCCACGGCCGCUUGUAUGAAAGCUUAGAAGGUUCAGGUCCAGCCGUACAAACUGAUUUGCUGAAGGACCAGAUUAAAUUGUUGGAAGAAGAAGAGAAAAGUCCUUCUGAUGAAGUAGCUCUCAUUCAGAAGGAGGUUAUGACAGAACAAAUCGGUACGUCUCACCACUCGCCUGUGGAUGAGAUUCUAUCCACCACAUCUCUAUCCCCUUCAUCACCAACUAAGAAAGUCCUGUCCUGUGUCCACAUCACCCUGUCCCCAAAGUGUAACGACUCAGAGCUGCGUAGCGACUUGAAUACUGCAAAUGAGUCGAGGUUGUGGGAUAAACCUGUAGUUAAUGCUCCACCAGUGCCUUUAAAAACUCCAGAAGCUGUUUCUAAAUUAUCAGCUGCUGAUUUCAUUCCAGAAGAUCAAAGAUCUUCCCCUUUCCGGACACCAGGAUCUUCGGGAGACCCCUGCCUGGUGCUUCCCCUUGUUACAAGCUCAGAGCUGCCCCCGCAAAGCAGGGAGAGGCCACAAGUUCUGGGUUCAGGGGAAUGUAAUGUGAAGAAUAUCUUCAACUCUCUGCCUGCACAAACUGGGAAAAGUACUUCGGAUGCUGCCACGCAGAUAACAACAGAAAGUCCUGAAAAAACGACCUUUUCGGCAGAAAUUUAUGUUAAUUCGCAAGACAGUGAAAAUGCUGCCCGCCAAUCGUCCCUCCAGAAAGCACAUGAACUUCCCACUGCUACAACUUCAUCUCUUAACGAGGUUUCCUCUUUCCCAAGGCAGGGUGACCAGCCCUUGCUGCUGCCGUAUAAACCCGCUGGGAGCACUGGGAUGUAUUAUGUUCCUUAUCGAAAGGCAGGAUCCAAAAUUCCUCCACUUGGGUCAGAAACCAGCGCUGAGAGCUCUCACUCAGGGUCAAAUGAUGCUCCUCUUCCAAGGUUUCCGGCAAACCUGCUCCAUUUAAGGGACAAAAAUCCUGCCGACAUUGCAGCCAUUGACCAUAAAGAAGGAAUUUAUAGCAAAAGGGUCAAGCCCAAGCUGGCCUGGGCUGAGGAGCAGGUGGUACCACUGGGAGCUUCCUCAGAACACACAGAUCACCCGAAGGCCAUCAGAACAACUCAUUCGCUCUUCAAAUCUGCCCGGUUCUACCUUCAUCAUCCAGUGCCCACGUGUGAGAGCUUCUUCUUGUCCAACAGCGAGUUGUCAGAAGACAGUUCUGGUGUCGGACACCCCACACCUUCCUCAAGAGCUGUGCUGCACAGUCGGAAAAAAGCACAUCGUCAUCAACGGCUUCUCUCUGUUCGUCGUACAAAGGAGAGUGAAAAUGAAUUCUUUCCACUCACCGCAGAAGCAGAUGACAGCAAGAACGAGGAGCUACAUGUUACCGCAUCUUUGGAGAACGAUACGUCAGGGAAGGAGCAACUUCAGCCUGGCAGAAGAGAAGCAGAACGAAAGACAGGUAGAAAUUAUCCUUUGCUGUGUAGCCAAACGACUCAUGUCGGUGAGACUCUGGAGAAAGAUCUACCACCGAGACACCGAACCCGCUCCAGUGGCAGCUUAGAUGAGCUCUGGAUUAAAUUUUUGGAGUGCCAGAAGAGACACCAGUGCCAUGAUUUUAGGAGGAGCGGUGAGCUCUCCCUUGUUGAACGCCUCGAUCGGCUGGCCAGGGUCCUUCAGAACCCCAUCAAGCAUACACUAAUACCAGCAAAUUCUGAAAAGGAUGUUUUUGAUGGAGGAGAGCAGAAGAAGAUAAGACUGCCAGAAAAGAACGUGUCUGAAAGUACCUUAGAGCCUGAUGUUGAAGAAGGACCACGCAUCACCCGUGAUAAAAAUAGUUUUGUUGAGCUCAGGAAAAAUAGGUCAAGCAAGAAAAUUAUCUGUCACAUGAAUAAAAUUCUGGAGCGCCAGCAAUACUUGGAAACUCCCAGUGACACUUGUUCGGAGCCGCGGCUCAGCGGAGAUCACGGCACCACCAUCAGUUCCACCACCUCCGAAUGGGACGUGGCGACCCAAACGGAGGUGGAAACCAGCACCCAGAGCGAGGGGAGCAGUUCCAGUUCCACCAUCGACACGGCCAGGCUGAUCAGGGCUUUUGGGCACGAAAGGGUGCAGGUGUCACCGAGGCUCUCCCGGCUUUAUUGUACCAUCGACCACCAGAAAAACCGCUCGGAAAAGCGGGACAAGGGAAGCGACAAAGCGGUGGGUGUAGAAUAUUCCAAAAUGACUUCUGAGAGACACAGGAAAAGGAAAGAGAUCCAGAACAUGAUCUCCCUUUCGUCUGAUUCGACUUCUGCAGGUUCUUGGGGGCCAAGCUCUGCUCUUAGUACCAAGCGCCGCACACGGAUGUUAAACAAAGGGAUCCAAGCAGGAGACUUGGAAAUAGUGAACAGCGCAACCAAGAAAAACACUCGCGAUGUUGGUGUGACUUUUCCUACCCCGAGAUGCACCCAGGCGAAUCGACGGCCGCAGGAACCCUGGCAUCGUGUCCAGGGUAUUUUUGGAGAGUCAGCUGGUCUGGUCGCAGAUCAUCGGGCAGCAGGAAACAAGGGGAUUUCAUGGUUUGUCCAAGCAGAAGACCCGAAAUCUGAAUCUAGGAAAGAAAACCAUUCCAACUCCUUUCCUGGUCCUGGUCCUGCUUGGUUUGAACCUCUGACCAGCACAAAGCCUUGGCGAGAACCUCUCCGGGAGAAGAACUGGCAGGAGCAGCAGCGCAGCAAUGGGAUCCAGCCAGCGGGCCCAGAAAGAGCUGCCGAGAACAGGCCCUCGCGGCCGCUCGUGAAGCUCACGCUGCAGGAGGCCCUUGCAGUGCAUCGUCCUGAUUUCAUCUCCCGCUCUGGAGAGCGGGUGAAGCACCUGAAGCUGGUGAUGGAGGAAAGGAGGAUGCAGAGCGUCCUGCAGGCCGAGCGACAAGAGCUUUUUAAUCCCCCAGAGAAAAGAAAGGGCUACAGGAACGCAAGUCACGUGCUAUCUGACAGAGGCUUUUUGAUGAGAGAAAAGAGAAGAACAGUUCCAAAGAGUGAAAUGUUUCAAAGAUCUAAACGGAUCUAUGAGCAGCUGCCAGAGGUGCAGAAGAAGCGAGAGGAAGAGAAGAGGAAAAUGGAAUACGACUCAUACCGCCUGAAAGCACAGCUUUACAAAACGAAAAUCACCAACCGUGUCUUAGGGAGGAAGGUUCCCUGGAACUGAUAACGAUCUGUUGCAGCACAACGGAAAUUGUGAUGUGAAAAAGCUAAUGCAGUAAAUACUUGUGCAGUGGAUGUUUUGUGGUAUUCACUCGUGUCAUUUUUGUACUAAUAUAAUCGUGCUGUAUUUAAGAAUCAAUGAUUUGAUAUAAAUGACAGAUUUUUUUUAAAUAAAUGGCUGGUUUUUGUAGCGGUGUUAUGCACUUCCAAACUAAACAUAGUUUGGAAGCACUUGGUUCAUAAUAUAUUUAUAACUACCUGAUGGAAAUAGCAGUUUAAUAUAUAUUUUUUAAUUGCUUUGAACAAUGAUUUUGAAUUUUUUAUCUUGAUGUAGAAAAAAUACUUGUAAUGUUUUGUACUGCAAAAACCCCUUAAAUAAAUAACAUCGAAUCAGUUUGUAGUAA